Messenger RNA from Penicillium verhagenii, 3039 nucleotides. RefSeq names its product glycoside hydrolase family 35 protein. The transcript is spliced from 6 exons. Gene Ontology annotation, molecular function: beta-galactosidase activity. Gene Ontology annotation, biological process: carbohydrate metabolic process. Gene Ontology annotation, cellular component: vacuole. The record is from RefSeq and is a predicted model, not a curated record. NCBI's taxonomy places the organism in Eukaryota, Fungi, Ascomycota, Eurotiomycetes, Eurotiales, Aspergillaceae. The coding region runs from base 1 to 3039 and encodes 1012 amino acids.
AUGGUUCGUCUGGGGCAUUUUCUCCACAGUCUAUCGAUCGCGACUACCUUUCUAGCUUCACCUUCUAUUGCCAAGGACUCCAAAGAAUCCGAAGUCACGCAAUGGCCAGUCCACAAUGAUGGAUACAAUAAGGUGGUUGAGUGGGAUCACUACAGCUUCCAAAUCGACGACCAGAGAAUCUUCAUUUUCUCUGGUGAGUUCCAUUACUGGCGUAUCCCGGUCCCUGGUCUGUGGAAAGAUAUUCUAGAGAAAGUCAAAGCAGCAGGCUUUACGGCUUUCUCCUUUUACGCCAAUUGGGCAUACCAUGCACCAAACAACCAGACCCUGGAUUUCACCACGGGCGCUCACGACUUCUCCUUGCUCUUCGAAAUUGCCAAGGAAGUGGGAUUAUAUGUCUUGGUGCGCCCAGGACCCUAUAUCAAUGCUGAGACCACUGCCGGUGGAUUCCCCUUGUGGGCAACUACGGGUGACUAUGGUAGCCUUCGAAACAAUGACACACGGUACACCAACGCCUGGAAACCCUACAUGUCAGAGAUGGCCAAAAUUACCAGUCGGUACCAAGUGACUGAUGGGCACAUGGCCAUUGGCUAUCAAAUCGAGAAUGAGUACGGUGACCAGUGGGUUUCGACAUCGGAAAAGAUUCCUAACAACACCGCUAUUGCGUACAUGGAGCUCCUUGAAGCCAAUGCUCGUGAGAACGGCAUCACCAUUCCAUUGACAGCCAAUGAUCCUAACAUGGACUCGCUCUCAUGGGGAACUGACUACAUCAACGGCGAAGGAAAUGUUGAUAUCGCCGGCGUCGACUCAUACCCAUCCUGCUGGACCUGCGAUAUCAGCCAAUGUGACUCAACAAAUGGAGAGUAUGUGGCAUUCCAGGUGGUUGACUACUACGACUAUUUCCAGGACUACCAACCCACACUGCCGGAGUUCAUGCCUGAGUUCCAGGGAGGUUCUUACAAUCCUUGGGGUGGACCCGAGGGAGGUUGUCCCAACGACUUGAAUGAAGAUUUCGCCAAUCUGUUCUACAGAUGGAACAUCGGUCAACGUGUCACCGCAAUGAGCUUAUACAUGAUCUUCGGCGGCACGAACUGGGGUGGUAUUGCUGCACCCGUGACAGGAACCAGUUAUGACUACUCAUCGCCGAUUUCUGAGGAUCGUUCGAUUGGAUCCAAGUACUACGAGACAAAGCUGCUCGCCUUGUUCACUCGCAGCGCAAAAGAUCUUACAAAGACCGAUUUGAUUGGAAAUGGUACACAGUACACUGAUAACGCCGAUGUUCGCGCAUAUGAACUUCGCAACCCAGACACCAAUGCCGGGUUCUAUGCUACUUUCCACGUCAACACUUCAACUUCUACGAACGAGGCAUUCCAUCUGAAGGUCGAUACUUCGGUUGGAAAGUUGACCAUCCCCCAGAAUGGAGCCGUUAUUCGCCUAAAUGGACACCAGUCUAAGAUCGUCGUUACCGAUUUUACUUUUGGAUCCAAGACCCUUCUAUACUCGACUGCGGAAGUCUUGACGUACGCUGUCUUUGACGGUGUGCCAACCUUGGCUCUGUGGGUUCCGGCUGGAGAAUCUGGAGAGUUCAACAUCAAGGGAGCAAAGAAAGGAUCGAUUGAGUCGUGCCAAGGAUGCUCGCAAGUCAAGUUCCUCAAGCAGAAUGGAGGAUUGACGGCUAGCUUCACGCAGUCAUAUGGCAUCAGUGUCUUGAAUAUCGAUGGAGUUAGAGUUAUCGUUCUUGAUCGGACUUAUGCUUACAAAUUCUGGGCUCCUGCUCUCACGGGUAAUCCAUUGGUCCCGGAGACAGAAAGUGUACUUGUGCAAGGCCCGUAUCUCGUUCGCAGUGCCAGUAUCUCAAAAUCUACUCUUGCGGUGACCGGUGAUAAUGUCAACGCUACGACAAUUGAAGUCUUUGCUCCUAAGGCUGUGGAAUCUAUCACCUGGAAUGGAAAGACUGUUAAGACAAGCCGGACAGCAUCCGGCAGCUUGAAGGGUUCAAUCUCUGCUCCUAAUGCUAUUACUCUACCAGAGCUCACCUCGUGGAAAUCGAAGGACAGCUUGCCAGAGCGCCUUGCUACCUAUGAUGACUCUGGUGCCGCUUGGGUUGCUGCCGACCAUAUGACAACUUUGAACCCUAGAACACCUACCACCCUCCCAGUCCUCUAUGCCGAUGAAUAUGGUUUCCACAACGGUAUCCGUCUUUGGCGUGGAUAUUUCAAUGGAAGUGCAUCCGGCGUUUACCUCAAUGUACAAGGAGGAACAGCCUUUGGUUGGUCAGCUUGGUUGAACGGCGAGAUUCUUGGAUCCUACUUUGGUGAUGCAACAGACGAGCAGGCCAACCUCACCCUAUCCUUCUCCAACGUAACCCUUAGCACCAGCACCCCCAACGUUCUGCUGGUCGUCCACGAUGACACAGGUCACGAUGAGACUACCGGGGCGCUAAACCCCCGGGGUAUUCUUGAUGCCAAGCUUGUUGGCUCGUCAACAGGAUUCACUCACUGGCGCGUAGCCGGAACAGCAGGCGGCGAGUCCAACCUCGACCCCGUGCGCGGCACCUACAAUGAGGAUGGUCUUUACGCCGAGCGAGUUGGCUGGCAUCUUCCAGGGUUUGAUGAUUCAACCUGGACGAGUGUCAGUGACGACUCGAGUCUGAGCUUCGAUGGUGCGACAGUUCAAUUCUUCCGUACUGUUGUUUCCUUGGAUCUCCCAUCUGAGCAUGAUAUCUCCAUCUCAUUCAUUUUGGGUACGCCCUCUACCUCGGCACUUACCUACCGAUCCCAGCUGUUUGUGAACGGAUACCAGUAUGGAAGAUUCAAUCCGUAUAUUGGAAACCAGGUAGAGUUCCCUGUUCCACUUGGCGUUCUGAACUACAAUGGUGAAAACACCAUUGGCGUGGCUGUCUGGGCGCAAUCGGAUGAGGGGGCUAGCAUCUCGGUCGAUUGGCAGAUCAAUUACGUGGCUGGUAGCUCGUUGGAUACUGCUGAGAUUAAUGAUGCCAGUCUGCGACCCUCUUGGACAGAGUCGAGACUCAAGUACGCGUAA